Molecule: messenger RNA, 1429 nt
Organism: Chlamydomonas reinhardtii
Lineage: Eukaryota; Viridiplantae; Chlorophyta; Chlorophyceae; Chlamydomonadales; Chlamydomonadaceae
Exons: 11
Coding region: 120-1106 (328 amino acids)
Biological process (GO): phosphatidylinositol phosphate biosynthetic process; signal transduction; inositol metabolic process
Molecular function (GO): inositol monophosphate 1-phosphatase activity
Source: RefSeq, a predicted model, not a curated record
CCAGCCAACGAAGACGACAUUUGCAAUUUGCGGUGACUUGAUAAGGCACAGACGAUUCUUCUUGCCACCUUGGCGCACGCAAUAUGCAGUCGUUACGCCAAUGCGCAUCCAGGCAAGCCAUGCUCGUUGGCAAACAAAACGCGCGCCUGGCGCCCCAUCGAUCACCCAUUGUUUUGGCCCGGGUGCCGUCUGCAAAGGCCGGCGAGGCGAAAGCGGCGCCUGCUGACGCAGUAGCCCUGAAUGAGCUGAUGGAGGUCGCCAUCCUGGCCGCAGAGAAGGGCGCCGAGGUGGUGCGCGAGGCUCUGGACCGGCCUCGCAGCAUCAGCUUCAAGGGGGCCACGGACCUGGUCACGGAGACCGACAAGGCCUCGGAGGACGCGGUGCUGGCGGUGCUGCGGAAGCACUACCCGCGCCACGCGCUGCUGGGAGAGGAGGGCGGCGUCAGCGGCGACACAGACAGCUCCUAUCUGUGGUGUGUGGACCCGCUGGACGGCACCACCAACUUCGCACACAGCUACCCCGCAUUUGCCGUCAGCGUGGGUGUGGUGCGCGGCGUCACACCGGUGGCAGGCUGCGUAGUGGAGUUCACAGGGGGGCCGCACGCCUGGGCCACACGGACCUUUGCGGCGCACACAGGCCGGCCCACAACCUGCAAUGGCAAGCCCGUGCGUGUCAGCCAGGUGUCUGACGUGCGUCGCUCGCUGCUGGUGACGGGGUUCGGCUACGAGCACGACGAGGCGUGGGCCGCCAACAUGGAGUUGUUCAAAGAGUUUACGGACGUGUGCCAGGGUGUGCGGCGUCUGGGCGCUGCGGCGGUGGACCUGUGCCAUCUGUCUAUGGGCGUCGUGGACGGCUACUGGGAGUACCGGCUCAAGCCCUGGGACAUGGCGGCCGGCAUUGUCAUCGCGCAGGAGGCCGGGGCGACCAUCACCACCAUGGACGGCCGGCCAUUCUCGGUGUUCGAACGGUCCAUGCUCGCGUCCAACACACUGCUACACCAGCAGAUUAUGGACAAGACUGACCCCAAGACGCGGGGGCUGUUGGCUGCGAAUGUGGACCUGUCGCCCUGGUUUGUGCCGCCCGGGUACGACACCAGCCGCCGCUAGAUGCACAACAUGCCGUGCGGCAACUCCAGUGGCGGCUUGGUUACAUGGUGGCUGGUGUUUGUUGCUGUUGGUAAUCGGGUGUUGAAGGGGUGACGGAAAGGCCAAUGGUGCAUGGUGUUUGGGCGUGGGCCUGUUGGUGUGGCGGGCGCGGCCUGAACGAUUGGGGGACUGGGGGCGGACCCCAUGACGGGUGAGCAGGUGGGCGGCGGCAGAGGCUGGCUAGCUGUUGGACCGAGCUGAGUUACCGAUAGUGGUGACACGCAGUCGACGUCGGACGACGUCCAGGCACGGAUGUCCCAUCCGCGGGUCAUCAAGGGCAGUGC